Molecule: messenger RNA, 1073 nt
Organism: Lactuca virosa
Lineage: Eukaryota; Viridiplantae; Streptophyta; Magnoliopsida; Asterales; Asteraceae
Source: the annotation of a GenBank genome assembly
AUGUGGACUGUAUUUUACAUUGUUAAUUCUUAGGGUAAUCUCACAUGUGGACAUAGAUGUUUGCAAAUUUGUGUUUCUCUUACAUUACUUACAUGUCGUUCUUGUGAAUUUCAUCGGUGUGAUCGAUUUCGGUUAUUCCAAGGCCAUGCGUCUGGAGUUAGUACGUAGUACUAUCUACUGUGAUAACACCAUUUUGACACUGUCAUAUCCUGAAGGGGGUUACAUGCUGUGUAGAAUUGCAUGCAUAAUUGGUUUGACUUAGUGGUUAACCAUUAAAGUUGAGCACUUUUUCAUCAAUGAAAAGUCUAUACCGAAGUGGUUUACUCAAGAAGUCAAAUGAUAAUGGGAGACUCGUUGCAAUUACAAUCAUGGCAACGAUCUUUGGAUACUUCAUUGGUGUUUCUUUUCCAUAUAUUUCUUUUACUAAGAUUAACUUCCCUCCAAGCAUUCGUUCACCAUUUGAUACAACAAUGCAUGGAGAUAACUCGAAAGCUCAAGAACGCAGUUUCCCUGAAAAUCUUGGUUCAUCUAAUACACCUGAACUACCUAAGAUAUAUGUUCCAACAAAUCCUCAUGGAGCAGAAUCAUUGCCUCCAGCAAUUGUAGUUACAGAGACUGAUUAUUAUUUGAGAAGAUUAUGGGGUGAACCCUCAGAGGAUUUGAAGAAGAAGCCAAGGUAUUUGGUAACUUUCACUGUUGGUUGGAAUCAGAGGGAUAAUAUAGAUGCAUCAGUAAAAAAGUUUUCGGAUGAUUUCCAAAUCAUGCUUUUUCACUAUGAUGGAAAAACAACAGAAUGGGAUCAAUAUGAAUGGGCAAAAAAGGCAAUUCAUGUCAGCAUAAGGAAACAAUCCAAAUGGUGGUAUGCAAAGCGAUUUUUGCAUCCAGAUAUCGUAUCAUCAUACGAUUACAUUUUCAUUUGGGAUGAAGAUCUUGGUGUUGAACAUUUCAAUGGGGACAAGUAUAUACAAUUAGUUAAAAAACAUCAAGAGGCGAUAAAGAAGUUCACAAAGUUACAGAUGAAAAACCAGGAUGGUGCAGCGAUCCACAUCUACCCCCAUGCGCAGCAUUUGUAG